Exophiala viscosa is the source of this 1011-nucleotide messenger RNA. RefSeq names its product polysaccharide biosynthesis-domain-containing protein. The record is from RefSeq and is a predicted model, not a curated record. Lineage: Eukaryota; Fungi; Ascomycota; Eurotiomycetes; Chaetothyriales; Herpotrichiellaceae. The transcript has a single exon. The coding region runs from base 309 to 794 and encodes 161 amino acids. Gene Ontology annotation, cellular component: cytoplasm.
UUGCAGAUCGAGUGAAAAUGAUUCGAGGCCGACGUCAACAUCUGCAGCAGAGCGCCAAGAGCGUUGUGUGGGAAUCCGUUAAGACCAUUUGGCGAACUCACGUGGGCAUCAUUUCUUCAGUUCUAACCUACCUCAUCAGUCACUUGACAAAUUCAUACAUCAACUUUUGAUCAAGCGAUUCUUGUGCACUUUUGCCGGCGAGCCUAGGCUAGAUCACAGGCUAUUGGCGUGACAUAGAGGAGAAUUCCCACAAUAGCCGACGGGCUGAGCCAGACUGAAAUUGAGGUCCUCACGCUCGGUUUUCCAACAUGUCUCUCACGAAACACAUAGACCCCGAAAAUGUUCCAAAUUAUGAAGAUAUGGAGAAGCAGUUCGCUGUUAAAGCUGUUCAGCAAAUGACCGUCUACUGGUCGCUUCUCGAAAAGAUACCAGGUUCAAAGCUUCGACUCACCAGGUUGGACGACGAGAUACUGGAGCAUUUCAAACGUGAAUUUCCAGAUUUUGAUCCUGCCGACGAGAUCAACGAAGAUCAAAUGAAGAGCAAGGAGGGGAAGGAAAAAUGGCGUAACUUUGCCAUGGCGUAUGAAAAGGGCGACAACAAGAUCGAAGACUACAAUUUUGGCACUAUGUUGAGAAAGAGUCCUAGAACCGAGUAUGGGGAGAAGGAAACCAUGUUUGCCGUUCGAAUGCAAUUCUACGCGGUCGAGAUUGCUCGAAAUCGAGCUGGUCUCAACGACUGGGUCUACGAACAUGCUCAGGACGAGGCUGCCCAAAAGGGCAACAAGAAAUCCUAAGGGAAUGUGAAGGCGACACUCAACAGAAUUUCGGAUGACAGAUCUCGCAAUUACCCUGGGCCUUUGGAACUGGGCCAGACCAGAUUUUUCGGAAAGAUGGAUAUGCAUGAUGAAAGGCAUGCAGCCAGUCAGGGGAGAAAGAACAUAGGGAAUCUCUCUGGGUCAAACUACCGCCCGAUGCUUCAUCAAUGCUUGCAGCAUGUGGUGAGGUCCCCAC